AAGUGUCACAAAACUACGUAACGGCAUCUGGUGGCAAUGCCAGCACUGUUAAUGCCACCGGGCCACGUUCGCGUCAACCUAGGCAAGCACUUAGUGGCACUGGCAACUUGAACAAGACGUGUCACACGUACUACUUACGAUUCAACGCUGACCUUUGCAACUUGAAACUUAGGCACUGCAAUUGAUAUCAUAGUAAUCAUGGAUCCGGCAGGCAUCCCCCUACCAGCUUUUCUAGACCCCUUGCUUGACCUUCUCGCCGAGCAGCUUCCCCCAUCUCUGUAUUCAUUUCUGGUCUCAUUCCUCUCGCACGCACUUGCAUUAUUCACUGCACUUGUUUCGUUGAUCUCAUCCCUCAUUUCCUCCAAACCAUGGCAAUGGGACGCGCAAACCAUCAUUCCUCCCCUCAUCAGUUUUCUCGCCGCAUAUCUCGCAUUGGUCAGCCUAUAUAGGACUACAAGUUGGAUGAUCAGAACCAGUAUCUGGUUCAUCAAGUGGGGUAUCAUCUUCGGAGCGCUCACUGCAGGGCUGGGGUGGUACAUGGGCAAUCAGAACGUGGGUGUUGGGAACAGAAGCAUCGUGUCCAGCUUGGGCGGAUUUAUGUGGGAUGUGCUGAAUGGCCAAGGCCAGCACACUCCCGAUACCCAGCGUUCAUCGCGGACACCCAAGACACGUUCACAACCCAAGUCAAAUGACCGUCCCAGAAAACCGUGGGAGUCAUUUGAAAAGCACAAACAAUGGCAGCAUAAGGAUCACGACGGGAACCAGGAGGGAAAUGACGCUCAAAAGAUAAUGUCGAACAUCGUGGAGGCUGCCAAUCGCGUAUUAGUGGAGGGCGGAUGGUGGGACGUAGCUCGGGGAAUUUUUGACGGGUCGAGCUCGGAUGAUAAAGCUACUAGCAGCGACAACCAGCAUCGCGGUGGGACGAAGAAGACCAGG
Messenger RNA from Suillus paluster, 936 nucleotides. RefSeq lists its product as uncharacterized. The record is from RefSeq and is a predicted model, not a curated record. The transcript has a single exon. Lineage: Eukaryota; Fungi; Basidiomycota; Agaricomycetes; Boletales; Suillaceae. The annotation marks the transcript as partial.